Molecule: messenger RNA, 1751 nt
Organism: Drosophila virilis
Lineage: Eukaryota; Metazoa; Arthropoda; Insecta; Diptera; Drosophilidae
Product: SPRY domain-containing protein 7
Molecular function (GO): protein binding
Source: RefSeq, a predicted model, not a curated record
AAUAACCGAAGCGGAUUAAAGCACACAAAAGAAAAAACAAACUGCAUCUGGAAAAUAUUCAAGCUGACCCAAAUAAAAAAAAAAAAAAAAACAAUUAAAAUAAAUUCGUUAGCCUUUGUGAAAUGUUCUGCUGCCUGCGCACGUGCCUCAAUGGGGGGCAGCUGCGAAAGCCAACGUCAGCUGCGCAUCGUCUUAGGGAGCCCGAAGUGCACCUGGAUGCGGCACAUAUGGGCCCUGAUGUCAUAUUGCUAUCGCAUCAGCUGCGUGUAACGGGCACAGGCGGUGUACUAGCCACUGCACCCCUGGUGCAGUCCAAAUCCUACUUCGAGGUGAAGAUCCAACAGAGCGGCAGCUGGUCAAUUGGCUUGGCCACGCGUCAGGCGGAUCUGACACGCAAGUGGGGCGGCGGGGAUCGCGAAUCCUGGUGCCUGUGCUCCGACAAUGCAACACGCCACAACGACGAAGAGUUCCGACCCGUUGUGGCCAACUGCAAACAGCCAACGGCGGCCGCCAAAACACCCGCCGCCCCGGUCACAUCCACUGCCAAUGGUAUAUUGAACAAUAGCGCUGCCGCUGCAGCGGGCCUGAUCGCCAUUGAGGAUCUGCAGGAGGAUCUGCUGAUGACCACUGGCGUUGAGACGGCGCCCGAGCUGAGCCCGGUGGAUGCUUUGAUCAGUGCACCGCAACGUGACUAUCCCGACGAGGGCGACAUACUGGGCGUGGCCUUCGAUCAUGUCGAAUUGAAUUUCUAUUUCAAUGGCAAAAAUCUGGAAGUGCCUUUUCGCAAUGUACGCGGCUCGGCCCUGUUCCCGGUCAUCUACGUGGGCAAUGGCGCCAUACUGGACAUUAUUCUGGAUAAUUUUACGCACGGUCCACCCUCGGGAUUUGAGCGCAUUUUACUGGAGCAGUCACUACUUUAGAGCAUCGGCUCAAAGUCACAUGCCAUGAACAAAAUAAGCAGGCUAAGGGUUUUCUACUGCCAGCUCCUGCUUCAAACGUAUUGAAAAUUAUUUCUAGUCCCGCAGUUGACGCCAUGAAUCGAUUCUCAAAUCAAAUGAAAAAUCAAAGGCUCGUUUUCUCUAAGUCCGUUAAGCUUUCAAUUUUUAUCUGAUUGUUCCCAUUGUAGACCAGCACUCAACUUGCGCUUAAUUAUCUGUCGAACCAACUGCUAAUUAUUCAGUCCUAGUUUUUCUACCAUUUAUUUUGUUUUGUGACAAUUCUGUUUUUUCCUCUACUGUGUUCCCUCAAGGUAUAAUAUGCAUAUGUAACAGUUAUUUUGUUUGGUGCCUUUAAAGCAAGAUAUUUGGUAGUUAUCUUAUAAACACCCGCGUCAGCUAGUAUUUAAUCCCCAUUAAUACCCUAGCAUUUGACAGGCAGAAGGAUAAUCUCAUUUAUCGAGCGUCAAAACAAAUAAAUAGCAGUACAUUUAUAUAGGCCAGUGUUGAUAAACACGUGCUUGAUCUGACUGUUUUAACUUUUGGCAACACAAAUCUUGAAAAAACGAGCAUAGAAAUAAAAAUGUCCAAUCAAUCAACAAUUUCAAAGCAAUUCCCACACAUUUCUUAUUAAUUAAGGAGUAAAUACUUUAACCAUAGCAUAUGGAAAAGUUAUUUCACACAAUGUUGCGUAUUAUUUCCAUUUUUUAAUGUAUGUUUUGUAAAUGAUUAAGACGUAGCUAGAACUUGCGACUGCUUUGUAUAAUACACCACUCUAUAGACUAUAUUAUAAUAAAUAUUAAAUUUUCUUUCGUA